AUGGUAAAACAAGGUAUCGUUAUAGGACAUGUUGUUUCUAAUGCUGGUAUUUCAGUUGACCCAGCAAAGAUAGAUGUUAUUUCUAGUCUACCUUACCCCUCUUCUGUGAGGGAGGUUCAUUCGUUUCUUGGUUACGCAGGUUUCUACUGGCGGUUCAUCAAGGAUUUCAGUAAGGUAGCACUACCCCUAUCCAGACUGCUACAGAAAAAUGUUCAGUUCGAGCUGAAUGCUGACUGCAAGGAAGCGUUCGAUAAACUAAAGACUGCCUUGACCCAAGCCCCCAUUGGUAUUGAUUUCAUGGGUCUAUUUCCAAACUCUAAUGGUUUCUUAUAUGUACUGUUAGCUGUUGAUUACGUUUCUAAAUGGGUGGAAGCAAUUCCUACCCGUACUAAUGAUGCUAACAUUGUUGUCUCUUUUUUUAGAAAUUAUAUUAUCUGUCGCUUUAGAUCACCACGAGUAAUCGUGAGUGAUCAAGGCACUCACUUUUGCAACAGGAGAUUAACAUGCCUAUUGAAGAAACAUGGCAUCCUUCAUAAGAUAGCAACAGCCUAUCAUCCCCAGACCAAUGGGCAAGCUGAGGUGUCUAACAGAGAGAUAAAGCGUAUAUUGCAGAAGAUAGUUAAACCUCACCAGAAGGACUGGAGCACCAAACUUGUUGAUGUGCUCUGGGCCUACCGGACAGCAUACAAGACACCAAUCAGAAUGAGUCCCUUCUGCUUAGUCUACGAAAAGGCGUGUCACCCCCCAGUGGAGAUAGAACACAAAGCUUUCUGGGCAGUACGAGAAUGUAACAUGGGAUUUGAGAAAACCGGAGUUGAGAGAAAGUUGCAAUUAAAGGAGCUAGAAUGCCUUCGUCUAGAAGCUUAUGAGAAUUCCAGACUAUACAAGGAAAAAGUGAGGGCUGUUCAUGACAAGAAUAUAAAGCGCAGGGAGUUCAGACCUGGUGAGUUAGUUCUCCUCUACAAUUCCAAGUUGAGACUCAUGCUAGGCAAACUAAGAUCUAGAUGCGAAGGCUGA
This is a messenger RNA of Arachis duranensis, 1017 nucleotides long. RefSeq lists its product as uncharacterized. The record is from RefSeq and is a predicted model, not a curated record. Lineage: Eukaryota; Viridiplantae; Streptophyta; Magnoliopsida; Fabales; Fabaceae. The coding region runs from base 1 to 1017 and encodes 338 amino acids. Gene Ontology annotation, molecular function: nucleic acid binding. The transcript is spliced from 2 exons. Gene Ontology annotation, biological process: DNA integration.